GUAGAAAUCUGAAGGAUGGAGAGCAGCUCUCAGACCUGGCGCUAAACAUUUUAUGGCCAAUAUGCGUAAAUACUUUGAAGUUGUCAUUUUCACCAGCACUCCUGGAUACUUGUCUCAACCUGUUUUGGAAGCGUUUGAUCCAAACUACUAUGCUCCAUAUCGUCUCUACCGUGAGCACACUACUCUUGAGAAUGGGGAGCGUGUCAAGGAUCUGAGUAUUCUCAACCGAGAUUUAAGCAAAGUGAUCAUUAUUGAUACUCUUGCCAGCAACUAUCGUUUGCAACCCGAAAACGGAAUUACAAUUCAAAAAUGGCACGGCGAAGCAGGAGACAAUGAACUUAAUCGCAUGGAAACAUUUUUGGAAGAGUUUAGCUUCCUUCUUGCUAUUUCACAAGCAGAUGACGUUCGGCCUUUCCUUAAAACCCUUCGAGAUAUGGAUGGUAACAUUCCUAAUGCAUGGGAUAUGUACAAGCAGAAACUGCGCAAACUUACUAGCGAGAAAGACCAAACAAUGCCAUUAGUUUCUGCUGAAGAUUCUUCUCCAAAACCCGCACAGAAUACAAUCAUAUCGUUUGUGGGCAGUUUGAUUGGACUUAAUAAGCCAUUAACCAGCACUGCUGCUGCUGUUCAAACUCAACCAUCAUUUAAUUUGGUGGAUAUGAUUGAACGACUUGCCAAAGAGGAGCGUGUGCUGCUUGUUAAGCAGCUGGAAGAUGAGAAAAAGCAUAUUGCUGAAAUGCAAAAGUUACAGGAGGAAAUGAUCAAGAAACAGACUGAAGAAAACAAGGCCAAUAAGCUCACCAUGUUUGAUGCUAUGAUGGGUGCUGGUCAACCCCAAAUUACUGGUCAGCCCCCACUACAUGAGCCUAAAUAAUGCAGCAUCACUUUUAAUAUCAUUCGAUUUCCAUCUAUG
Messenger RNA from Batrachochytrium dendrobatidis JAM81, 913 nucleotides. RefSeq lists its product as uncharacterized. The record is from RefSeq and is a predicted model, not a curated record. Gene Ontology annotation, cellular component: TIM23 mitochondrial import inner membrane translocase complex. Lineage: Eukaryota; Fungi; Chytridiomycota; Chytridiomycetes; Rhizophydiales. The transcript is spliced from 2 exons. Bases 53 to 874 code for a protein of 273 amino acids. Gene Ontology annotation, biological process: protein import into mitochondrial matrix.